CGUGUACAAUCCAUUCUCUGCUUUCAUUAAGUCUUGUUUUUGCUGACACAAUUUGUAAUAGGCAGUAUAAUCUCAGUCGAUUAUAGAGAGAAUAAUUCAUGGCUGAUAUGAAUCAAGUGAACAACGGUUCUGAGAACACCAGCUAUAUAAUGGACGAAAGCGAUGUGAGAGGAAAACCGCAAAACCAUGACGCUCCACGUGAGAAUACGCACACUGAACAAUUUUCUAUUCCCAUGACUAAACGAAGGAUAAUCAAAAACUUGAUAGUCAUAAGUUUUGGAUUCUUGUUUUUAUUCACCACAUUUCAAGCUCUUGCAAACCUUCAAAGCACUUUAAAUAGUGAAGAUGGGAUUGGUGUGGCCUCACAGAGCAUUAUUUAUGGGGCCUUAAUCGUAUCGUCGCUGUUUCUUCCAGCAAUUGUAAUAAAAAAAUUAGGUUGUAAACGCACGAUGGUGUUGGCGAUGUUAUGUUACACGCCCUAUAUUGCAGCCAAUUUUUAUCCUCACUGGGGAACUCUCAUACCAUCUGCUUUGAUCUUGGGCCUUGGAGCUGCUCCCUUGUGGUCUGCAAAAUGUACUUAUUUGAACGAAAUAGGCUUUCGUUAUACUGAGAUGGUCAAUGAAACCGAAGACACGAUAAUCGUCCGCUUUUUUGGAAUAUUCUUCAUGUUCUUCCAAUCCACUCAAAUUUGGGGAAAUCUCAUAUCGUACUUCGUCCUGCGUCCAGAAAAUGAAAUAAUGUAUUUAGUUAACGAUUCCGAUGCCAGUUUAUCUUUCUGUGGAUCAAACUUUUGCAAUCAAGUUCAAAGCCCAAAUCUUGUACGUCCAGAAGACACUAAAGUUUACAUGUUAAUUGGAAUCUAUUUAGCUUCUGCUAUUUUUGGAGCGAUUUUGCUCGAACUGUUUCUUGAUCCUUUAAAACGAGAAUUCGUAGAGUUUGAUAAGAAGCUAACAGGAGUCCGACUAUUGCUUGCAACAUUAAAACACCUAAAAAAUCCCUGUCAAAUUGUUAUUAUUCCACUUACAAUAUACAGUGGUUUAGAGCAAGCCUUUUUUCUUAGUGAAUAUACAAAGGCUUACAUUGCAUGUUCUUGGGGUAUUCACAGAAUUGGUUUUGUACUAAUCUGCUUUGGUGUUGUAAAUGCUGUAGUCUCUCUGCUUUCGGGGCCUUUAGUAAAACUGGUGUCCCGACUCCCCAUCUUCAUCACAGCGGCUCUAGCUAACUUGGGGAUUACUAUCACCUUUCUCUACUGGGAACCUAAUUCUAGCCAAACUGCAGUUUUGUUGGCACUGGCUGGUAUCUGGGGCUUCAGUGAUGCAGUGUGGCAGACGCAAAUUAAUGCUUUUUAUGGAAUUAUAUUCAAGAAGAAUGAAGAGGCAGCUUUUUCUAACUACAGACUCUGGGAGUCCAUCGGCUUUAGCAUGGCCUUUGCCUACAGUAAUUACUUAUGUGUGGACGUUAAGAUCUACAUCCUUAUAGGCUUCCUAGUAUUAGGCAUUAUUGGAUACUUGGCCAUCGAAUUUUUCAAGAAACGACACAGUAAAGGAAUGUUUUGGUUAUACCUUGAUUAGGUUUCAUUUGACGUGGGAUGAAAAUCUGAACAAAAAGUAUGAGCUCGCAUGUUUUCUUAAUGUUUUGACAUGAAGGUUUAAAACGUUCUAAGAUAUGAUUGAAAUAAUAUGAAAAGUUGUGUAGUGAUGAUCUAAAACUCUUUAAUUCAAAUAGCGUCAUAUAAUUUUCAUAUAUAUAUGAUUUUUCGACAAGUUGGUGUCU
Messenger RNA from Limulus polyphemus (Atlantic horseshoe crab), 1773 nucleotides. Its product is annotated as protein unc-93 homolog A-like. The coding region runs from base 99 to 1571 and encodes 490 amino acids. Lineage: Eukaryota; Metazoa; Arthropoda; Merostomata; Xiphosura; Limulidae. The transcript is spliced from 3 exons. Gene Ontology annotation, cellular component: plasma membrane; striated muscle dense body. The record is from RefSeq and is a predicted model, not a curated record. Gene Ontology annotation, biological process: regulation of muscle contraction; regulation of potassium ion transport. Gene Ontology annotation, molecular function: potassium channel regulator activity.